This is a messenger RNA of Meloidogyne enterolobii, 286 nucleotides long. NCBI's taxonomy places the organism in Eukaryota, Metazoa, Nematoda, Chromadorea, Rhabditida, Meloidogynidae. The record is from the annotation of a GenBank genome assembly.
GGUCUAUCAUGCAACAUUAAAAGAAGGUUAUACCCUCGGAGGAAAAAAUCGGAAAAAAUUGGGAUGUAUUGGAUUAAAGAAAACAAUUAUGACUAAUGAAACAAAAAAUUUGGAGUCUAUUGAAUUAAUGCAAAGAAAUGAAUGGGAAAUUUUACUUUUAUUUAGUGGAUUGGGAGAAGAAAAUAACAAAAGAAUUAUUAAACUUUAUGCAGCGUUAGCUUUGUUUUCUAUAAAAAUUCUUGAUUCAUUUAAUUUAAAAUAUCAAAGAUUAAUUUUUAAAAUUUAG